Diabrotica balteata is the source of this 1830-nucleotide messenger RNA. The record is from the annotation of a GenBank genome assembly. NCBI's taxonomy places the organism in Eukaryota, Metazoa, Arthropoda, Insecta, Coleoptera, Chrysomelidae.
UCUCACUUCACGCUAUAAGCUUUAUAAAAGGAGUCAUUCAGCUAACAAGAAGUUAUGAUAAAUAACGACUACGAUUACGAUCUAGGAAAUGGCUCAAACGUUACGUACGAUACCAACAAUCUCAAUUUCAACUGGAAUGAACUACUACCAACGUUAAUUGUCUAUGGAGUCACUUUUAUUUUAGGUCUUACCGGCAAUAUCCUUAUAAUUUUUACAACGUUUCGAUAUCGACGUAUGAAAAGUGUGACUAACGUUUUUCUUUCCAGUUUGGCAUCAUCUGAUCUUAUUUUGAUCAUUGUUUGCAUUCCAGUAAAGGUUGCCAAAUUGUUUUCGUACACGUGGGAAAUGGGAGCAGUUGUAUGCAAAGGCAUUCACUACAUGCAGUAUGUUUCCGCCAUAUGUUCCGUAUUGACAUUAACUGCAAUUAGUAUAGAAAGGUAUUAUGCAAUUGUACAUCCCAUGAAAGCCAAGUACGUUUGCACUAUCAGUCAAGCGAAAAAAAUCAUUUUAUUAAUCUGGAUUUUGGCCAUAUUUCUCGGAGCACCUACUCUGAAGGCACAGCUACAUUUACCAGUUGGCAAACGAAAUGAGUCCAAUUACUGUGUUAGAGGCUGGAACGACAACCCGGAAAUACACAAGUUCCACGAAUUAUAUAUGUUCGUCAUCAUACUGGUGGUACCGUUUUUCAUAAUGGCCUUUUCAUAUGGACUUAUUUCUUGGGAAAUUUCCAAAGUUAUGGAAAGGAGGUCUGCUAUGACUGGCGAACUAAACCGUUCAUCGGAAAAACAUAUAUGCCAAAAUGCAAAAUUGAUCGAAACUCUCCACAUGAACUCAGUCAAAAGAGCCAAAAAUGCCAGAGAUGACACUACUAUGGUAAAACAAGUAAUAUGCAUGUUAGUUACAGUGGUAGUACUCUUUGCAGUCUGCUGGACUCCAAUGUUGAUCGAUAAUGUUCUGACAGCCUACGGCGUCCUGCCGUUUAUGAAGUUUGGAACACUAAAAUAUAUGUCCAAUGCUUUCUCCCUAAUGGCGUACUUUAACAGUUGCAUAAAUCCCAUUAUUUACGGAUUCAUGUCAAAGAGCUUCCGAGAAAGUUUUGUCCAAGCUUUGUGCUUAAAGUAUGAGAAAAGAAGAAUGCACGAACGAACUAGCAGCUACAGCCUUCGUCACAUGUCAGCCAGGGGAUCAAUGAAAAGUGUUGUUACACGAACUACUUCGCUGAAGUGACUAAUUGGGACCACUGUUUAACAAAUGUGUUAUAGCAGUACUAAAUAUUAAAUUGUACAGUGGGUGAUCAAAUUAUUAUUGAUAAAAUAAUACAGAUGAAAUAUAUAUUGGUAUAUAUUUUUCUUGUCACACUUUAUAAAGUGCUUUUCGUUCUCUUACAUGAAACGUGUAUUACUGGUCAAGCUCUUUUGAGUUAGAAAUGAAUAGAAGACUGAUGAGUUUCAUGUAAAAGUAGAAUUGCGUCGGUGCAUGGUGCUUAGACCUUAUUUAUUAUCGUUGGUGCUGGAUCAGAUAACAGUGUAACACGAAAGUAGCCAUAUUAAUCGGCAUUCAAUUAUGAGUCAUCAUAUAUCGAGUAAAACAGCACCACUUUCAUCCCAACAUCAUGGCAUCUUUCUUAAAUGUAUGUUUUUCCUGUGGUUUUAUAUUCUAAUAUAUACAGAAAAAAAAUACUGCAAAGGUGUAGAGAGGUUUUUGGCGAAAAAAGUCUAAAAGUUAGGACAAAAGUAGAAUAUUUAGAAUGUUCAUUUUGUCUGAGAGCUCUAAUAAUUUGAUCACCUCCUUGUUAUAAAUGUUUCCUACAAGUGUUAACUGUGAUAUAUG